AUGAGUGACUUCACCGGACCCGGCACAUACACCCUUGCCCACGUCACGUUACCGAGAAACGACUUGAUGUCGAUGAGAGCGAUCCAGAUGAUUGAUCCCGUUGAUACGGGCAGGGAACGCUAUGAUCAACAGUUUCUUUUUGCCCAUCUUGGCGGUGACGAGUUCUUUUUUAUCAGUCGCAAACAUGGCACCUAUCUGACGGCUGCCAGGAACCAACAACUCACUGCGGAAGUCCUUCCUCCCGUCGACAGACGAAUUCGUUGGAAGCUUGUGCCCGUUAGGGAUGGCAGUGGAGCGUUCUUCAUUGCCAGUCUUGCCUUCCCCGGUCAUGUGAUUGAUGUCGCCUGGGGGUUCAGCGACAAUGAAAACCCCAUCAUCAUCUACCCAAGGAAGGAGGAGGACAGUGAGAAUCAGCAGUUCUAUUUGAGAGCCGUUUAG
Messenger RNA from Aspergillus caelatus, 438 nucleotides. RefSeq lists its product as uncharacterized. The transcript has 4 exons. The record is from RefSeq and is a predicted model, not a curated record. The coding region runs from base 1 to 438 and encodes 145 amino acids. NCBI's taxonomy places the organism in Eukaryota, Fungi, Ascomycota, Eurotiomycetes, Eurotiales, Aspergillaceae.